GUUAAACAUUUCUUUUCAGACAACCACCAAUAUUAUAUAUCUUCAUAACCAAAAACCAACUGAUAUAUACGGAUAAGUUUUUUGACAAAAAUGGAGCUUUCCCAAUAUGCUAAAAAUUUGGAUCCAUUAACGAAAACUCGUUAUAUCUACAAAAUAGAAGACGUUGGGAAGGAUCCAUAUUUGUUUUCUUUCAAAUCGAAAGAAUUUCCUCUUAAUGUUACUUUUUCUAAAAUAUAUGAAUUUCUAAUUACAGGUACAUCGGCAUAUACUGGAAACUUUCAUAAAAACAGCAACAGCCUUACAAAAGCGGACGAACUGUUCAGAGGAGGAUGGCUGAAGGAACUUGGCGGCACAAUAAAAUCUAGCUUAUAUGUAGUAUUAGGAAAGGUACUUCACUCUCAGCGACUGAACGAAAAACCCCUUGAAGCGUGGGUCAUAAUUGACAAUGACGGAACAGUUGAUUCUGCUCAUUGCCAAUGCAAAGCAGGGUUGUACGAGACUUGCACCCACAUCGGUGUAAUUUUAUUUGGUCUCCAGAGCAUUGCCAGUGGUUGUUCGUCAGAAAGCGUAAGAAAUAGUUAAAUUUUAUUAACAAUUAACACUAACAAACAACAACCAAUUAAUACUAAAAUUCAUA
Episyrphus balteatus (marmalade hoverfly) is the source of this 637-nucleotide messenger RNA. RefSeq lists its product as uncharacterized. NCBI's taxonomy places the organism in Eukaryota, Metazoa, Arthropoda, Insecta, Diptera, Syrphidae. Bases 91 to 582 code for a protein of 163 amino acids. The record is from RefSeq and is a predicted model, not a curated record. The transcript is spliced from 2 exons.